GCGGCCGCGCGGGGUUGCCCGCCGGAACCCGCGGCGCGCCGCUCAUGCGAGACCCCCGCGGCCCGGGCAGCGCGCAGCGACCCCCGGCCGGGCCAGGCAUGUGAAGAUGUCAGUGGGCUGUGCAUGCCCUGGCUGUUCCUCUAAGUCGUUCAAGCUGUACUCGCCAAAGGAGCCCCCGAACGGCAACGCCUUCCCCCCUUUCCACCCGGGCACCAUGCUGGAUCGAGAUGUGGGUCCUACUCCCAUGUACCCACCGACGUACCUGGAGCCUGGAAUCGGGAGGCACACGCCGUACGGGAACCAGACUGACUACAGGAUAUUUGAGCUCAACAAGCGGCUGCAGAACUGGACAGAGGAAUGUGACAAUCUGUGGUGGGAUGCCUUUACCACGGAGUUCUUUGAGGAUGACGCCAUGUUAACAAUCACUUUCUGCUUGGAGGAUGGACCAAAGAGAUACACGAUUGGCCGGACUCUGAUUCCCCGUUACUUCCGCAGCAUCUUUGAAGGGGGGGCCACAGAGCUCUACUACGUGCUCAAGCACCCCAAGGAGUCCUUCCACAACAACUUCGUCUCGCUGGACUGUGACCAGUGCACCAUGGUCACGCAGCACGGCAAGCCCAUGUUCACCCAGGUGUGUGUGGAGGGGCGGCUCUACCUAGAGUUCAUGUUCGACGACAUGAUGAGGAUAAAGACGUGGCAUUUCAGCAUCCGCCAGCAUCGAGAGCUCAUCCCUCGCAGCAUCCUUGCCAUGCAUGCACAGGACCCCCAGAUGCUGGACCAGUUAUCCAAGAACAUCACGCGCUGUGGGCUCUCAAACUCCACACUCAACUACCUCCGACUCUGUGUAAUCCUAGAACCAAUGCAGGAGCUCAUGUCACGGCACAAGACCUACAGCCUCAGUCCCCGGGACUGCCUCAAGACUUGCCUCUUCCAGAAGUGGCAGCGGAUGGUCGCUCCGCCUGCGGAGCCAGCACGGCAGCAGCCAAGCAAGCGCCGGAAAAGGAAGAUGUCGGGGGGCAGCACCAUGAGCUCCGGUGGGGGAAACACCAACAACAGCAACAGCAAGAAGAAGAGCCCAGCCAGCACCUUUGCCCUGUCCAGUCAGGUACCUGAUGUGAUGGUGGUAGGCGAGCCCACGCUGAUGGGGGGGGAGUUUGGGGACGAGGACGAGAGGCUCAUCACCCGGCUGGAGAACACACAGUUUGACGCCGCUAACGGCAUCGACGACGAGGACAGCUUCAACAACUCGCCGGCGCUGGGGGCCAACAGCCCCUGGAACAGCAAACCGCCCUCCAGCCAGGAGAGCAAGUCAGAGAACCCCACGUCGCAGGCGUCGCAGUAACGGCCCCCCCGCCGCCCCGUGGACUCAGUCCCAACCGAUCUACCUGUACAUUUGCAACGGAGAGUAACUGGGAAGCGGCGAGGUACUGGGGGCAGAUCGGCGGGUGCACGGCCAGGCGAGCAGCCCCCAGCCCUCUGCCCCCGCCGCCUCCCCGCUCCCCCCACGCCUGCCUCCCCGCCGGACCCCAGUGCAGGGGUGGGUUUCCGGGGCUGUAGCUGCGUUAUUCCCUCUUCUCCCUCUUCCUCCCUGCUUCUUCCCUGGAGAGCUUCUCAUCCCUGCCCCCCGAUGUGCCCAGCCCCUGCCCGCUGGAAUUAGGAGGGAGGUGUCGGCAGCAGCUGGCAUGACCGGGAAGCCGGCAGUGUGCUGAGGCAGUGUAUUGGGGUCUGGCACAGCCCAGACACCCUCCUCUUCCUCUUUCCCCCCUGGGUCCUAUGGCUGGGUUUUGCUGGGCAGCCGCCUGCAGCGGGGUUGCGCAUCCCUAGCCCAACGUGGGGCUGAUGGAGGGUGUCCAGUGACGGAAAGCCUUCCCUGUGCCGCCAGCUCUGCCACGGAGCCUCCUCCAUCUGGGGUCGGAUCCUGCUGCACUGGGGUGGUGUUGAGGAUAAGGGCCUGUCGCAAUCCCUGCUUUCCUGCACCCUCCCCUUCCCCUCGCUCCCAGGGGCAAGAGCGCAACAGGGUCAGGGGGGACUCUGUAUAGAAGAAGUGUGUGGUGGGGGGGCUUGAUGGAGCUGGAUGGGGUCACAGAGGACCCACACCUCUGCUGUCACUCCCUGCCCCUGUGUCCCCUCUGCCCUGCGUGAGUCUGCCCGGGGCCCCUUUGCAGCCCCUGGUACCUCCUUCUUUUGUCUUUUUUUAAGAAAAAGAAAAAAAUAAUAUUAUUAAAAUUGUAAGUUUAAAAAAAGGAAAAAAAAAAAUGGGAAAAGCCCCCCCCUCUCCCAGCCCUUUCUCCGGUUCCCCCCUCCCUGCCAUGAGCCCUCCCACCCUGUCCUGACUUUUGUACAGGCUUCUUCUCUUGGGAGUCUCGUUUUAUAUCCAGUUCGGAGAGCUUCAAACCAAGGAGAGACUUUGCAGACUUCCUUUCUAAAUCCCUCCAGGGGCCGGGGGGGGGCAGCCCCCCCCGCUCCCCCUCCUCAAUGUAAAUCUUGUGUGCUGUUGUCCCCGCUCCCCCCCCUCGGGUUCGUGUACCUCGUGCUUGUACAUUUCCGCGCUGUAGACAGUGUGUACGAUACUGUUCUUUCAAUGUGUUAUCACUAGAGCAGGUGCCUCCAUCGAUGUUAGGGGAAACGAUGAGAAAAAUAAUAAUAAUUUUGGGGGUUUUUUUUUGGUUUAAAAAAAAAAAAAAAGGAAAAAAAAAAAAGGAAAAAAAAAAAAAUCCCUUCCAAGGCUUCUUCCAAGGAGAAGACGGGAGGUGCCGGGGGAGGGCGGCUGUGCUCACCAGCUCACCCCAGCAGCCUCGGAGGGGGUGGCCGGGGAUCGGGUCCCCCCGAGGUGGGGUUGCAGCGAGCGCUGGGGUGGGGGUGGCUGGGGUGGGGGGUGCGUGUGCGCGUGCAAGGGUGCGUGUGCGAGAGGUUUGUGUGUGUCUGUGUGUGUGUAAGGGACCCGGGGCCGGGGGAGCAGCCCUGCGGGGUGGGGGGGUCGGGGGUGCACCCCGCUGUCUCCACCAGAGCCCCCCCCCCAGUUCUCACAGCUCGUGUCCCGCUGCCCCGUGGGGCCGUGGUUGCACCCUGUGUCUUGCCCACUCGUGGCUGGGACUGCAGGGGGUGGCCGAGCCGGGAGGGGGGGAUGUGCUGCGUCCCCCCUCCUGCUGCUGUCCCUGGGCUCGGGCAUGAGAUGGGAGCCCCUUGGCUCAGCCCUGGGCUGCUCUCGAGCCCCAUAUGCCCGGAGAGUCGCCUGCAUCAGCUCCCGGGCCCCUCCAGGGGCAGCCUGGAGGUGGAGGGCUCAGCCCCACAUCCCCUUUGCAGGGGGUUGGCUCCAGGGUGGGAGCCCGGCGUGGUGGGGAGAGGGGCUCUGGUUUGCAGUUAAGGUACGAUUCUUGCUGCCAGACUCUGUGGAGGGUGCAGGACCCUCGCUCCCCCCCCCCCCCCCCCCCCCCCCCCCGGGCACACUGAAAUGCCUUUUUGUUUCUUUUUUGUUUUGUUUUGGGUUUUUUCCUCCUCCCCUCCAUAGUUUGUGCCAUUUAUGAGUCAUGUAUGGUACCAAUAAAAUGACUUUUCGGUUU
Messenger RNA from Pezoporus flaviventris, 3560 nucleotides. It is a transcript of the gene LDB1, whose product is annotated as LIM domain binding 1. The coding region runs from base 107 to 1342 and encodes 411 amino acids. Gene Ontology annotation, biological process: positive regulation of transcription by RNA polymerase II; negative regulation of transcription by RNA polymerase II; nervous system development. Gene Ontology annotation, cellular component: transcription regulator complex; nucleus. The transcript has 11 exons. Lineage: Eukaryota; Metazoa; Chordata; Aves; Psittaciformes; Psittacidae. Gene Ontology annotation, molecular function: LIM domain binding. The record is from RefSeq and is a predicted model, not a curated record.